GUGGCGCGACAGGUGCUACCAGUACAGCAUCCAGUGUGUUAAAAUCCUUUAACACACUGGAGUCAUGAAGGAAAAUACAAGGACUAGCAGAUAAAGUUACCUUCUAAGCGGGAGCACAGUGUCAUCCAGUCCCUGAAGGACAAAUGACACGAUGGAGUCAGCCAGCUCAGAUGAAAUCCAACAGCCUAUCUACGAAGACCCGGACGCUUUACUGCCUGAUUACACACAUGAAGCUCAACCAGAAAUUAAAGUCAAGCCUGUACCAGCGCCCAGGUUGAAAUUAUAUCAACAAACCAAUAGCACCAGUAACAAAGCUGAGUCCUCCAAUAAGGCUGGAAGCAUAGCACCUACUGCGACUUCCAGUGGAUCCCCUGCGGGCUAUAAGAGGCCUCAGCCUGCUCGUCCUGCUCCCAAACCACCAACCGAUACUAAAAAAAAUGCUGAAAAACCAGCAAUUGCAGAAAGUGCUUCAAAUGCUCAUUCACCCGUGAUGACUCCAGAUCUACACAUUGAACAGGCUCCUCCUCCCCCUCCUCAGCCUCAUCGUUUUCCAGCUUCCCACAGCAGUUGUGGCCAGACGUGUUCAUCAGCGAGUCAAAGAUACGAGAACACAUCAGAUCAUCAAUCCAGGCCUUCCUCUGCAGGCUCCACACAUCUAACUGUUUUGCCAGCUCUUUCUCAGGAAUCGCCAAACGAAUUCCCCAGCAGCAGCACUAUCUCAGGGAGAAACCCUUCGCCUUUACGGAAUCCAGAUCUGCAUAUUAAACAGCCUCCUCCUCCCCCUCCUCGGCCUCAUCGUUUUCAAAGUCCCCCCCAAUAUUAUGAAACACAGUUUUCAGCGAGUCAGAGAUACGAGAACAAGCCAGAAUGUCAGUCCCCACCUUCCCCUGCAGGCUCCACGCAUCUAACUCCUGUCUCACAGGCUCGUUCUCAAGAAUCACUGAACGUCACUGGAAACAACUACAGUACACGGAACAGACCACCACAGCUUCCACUGAACCCACCAUCAUCACAUUCAGUGUCUGGAGGAUCACUGCACUCUGAGACACCUCGGUACCUCGAGAUCCUUCAGGAUGAUUCAGAUGAGUUGGACCUCAACGGGCUAUUGACCUGGUUCAACAGAAUAAUAACGUCCUCUGAUUCGUCUUUGUCACUCUACGGUGUCAGCAAAGAGGAUGAAAUGAGCUCAGUCAGUCAGAGAUCCAUGAAUGUUGCAAAGGCUUGGCGUCUCUACAAUCUUCUAAUGAGUAAACGAAAAGAAGACCUGCAGAAGAUCAUCACAGAUUUCAAAUCCAUCUGUGAGAAGCUAAACAAGAUCAAGGAGAACAACAAAAACAUGGGUAUUGCCGGAGGGACCACGGCUUCUGUGGGAGGGGUAGCUGCAGUGGUGGGGAUCGUCCUAGCUCCGGUGACCAUGGGUGCCUCGCUGAUUGCGACAGCUGUCGGCGCUGGCAUGAUUGCAUCCGCUGGAGGUAUGGGCGCUCACGCCGCUAUAGUAAGCAAGAAGACGGUGACGAGGACGGCAGUUGAGAAACUGGUAAAUAACUACAUGGAAGGCGUCGCUGAUCUGGAACGCUGUCUAGAUUAUAUUAUCUUCACAGUGAUGGAGCUGCGAAGGCACGGCAUUGCUAGGUUAGAGAGUGCAGGCGCUCAUCUGGAUGCGGUGAGGAUGUUAUACAUAUUAUGUGAUGGAAAAAGCAACACAGACAUUCAUGGGGGGAGAGCUGCACAACCAGGUGGGACAUCAUCUGAGAAAUUACUUCAAGCUUUUACCAAGGAAAUGGAUCUUUAUUUUACAGAAAAGAAUGGUCAGAAGCUGAAGAAGUCAAAUAAGAGCAUUUUUUCGGGUAAAGUUUGCCUGCUGGUUGAUGGUCUACAGGAAGGACUGGAUUAUCUGAUUGACACGUGGAAAAAGUUAUCUUGAAUCAAAGAA
Messenger RNA from Neolamprologus brichardi, 1933 nucleotides. NCBI's taxonomy places the organism in Eukaryota, Metazoa, Chordata, Actinopteri, Cichliformes, Cichlidae. The record is from RefSeq and is a predicted model, not a curated record.